Messenger RNA from Sinocyclocheilus grahami, 534 nucleotides. RefSeq names its product testis expressed 30 (gene tex30). NCBI's taxonomy places the organism in Eukaryota, Metazoa, Chordata, Actinopteri, Cypriniformes, Cyprinidae. The record is from RefSeq and is a predicted model, not a curated record.
AUGAGGGUCAGAGAUGAGCUAAAGAGCUGGACAGUGUGUUCACGGUCCCUGCUGACGUCAGCACGGAGGGAGACCUGCACUUCAAACAGCUGCAGAGCCUCGCCCGCGCUCUCGCCCGUGCCUGCGAUUCACCUGCAGUGUGGUCAACAUUCUGUACAGAGUCAGAGCUUAAAGCGCCGUUGUAGACGCUCUAUGGGUGCUCGUUCAGCUGUUGCUGUGUGUAAACGCAUCUGUGACAGGCAGAAGGAUGCAGUCCAAGGUGUUCUGUGUUUGUCAUUCCCACUGAAUCUACCAGGAAAACCACAAACAAAUGUUGAGCGGAGCCAUGGCCUGCUUGCACUGCCAAAUGUCUGGUCUGUGCUGUUUGUUUCUGGCACUGCAGAUAACAUGUGUGAACAGAAUCUUCUACAAAGUAUUAUGCAUGUUAUGAAAAGCACUUCUGCUGUUCAUUGGGUCAAGGAUGCAAACCAUGGACUCACAGUGCGUGGCAGAACAGAAGAAUCAGUACUGGAGGAAGUCAGCUGUUAAUAUGGU